Molecule: messenger RNA, 893 nt
Organism: Carassius auratus (goldfish)
Lineage: Eukaryota; Metazoa; Chordata; Actinopteri; Cypriniformes; Cyprinidae
Product: sodium/potassium-transporting ATPase subunit beta-1-interacting protein 2
Exons: 4
Coding region: 22-360 (112 amino acids)
Biological process (GO): regulation of sodium ion transport
Source: RefSeq, a predicted model, not a curated record
CUGCAGGACACGGACCUGAUUAUGACCUUCAACAUCUCCAUGCAUCGCUCCUGGUGGAUGGAGAACGGCCCGGGGUGCAGGGUGACCCCCGUGACCCCUCCUCCCUCCUGGGCCCCAGAGGACCACCGCUACAUCAGCAUCGCCGGCUGCCUGCUGGAGUACCAGUAUGUGGAGGUGGCCCACAGUUCCUUGCAGAUUAUCCUAGCUCUUGCUGGGUUCAUCUAUGCCUGUUAUGUUGUGAAGCUGAUUUCAGAAGAGGAGGACAGCUUUGACUUUAUAGGAGGGUUUGAUUCGUACGGUUACCAAGGGCCGCAGAAGACGUCACAUUUGCAACUACAACCAAUGUACAUGGCAAAGUAAAAGGACAACUGCCUAAUCAGCCAAUCAAAACAACGAACUGAACGAACUGAUGUUUGGACUUGUCUUUCUACAUAAAUAUCUUAACAUGAUAGUGUCUUACAAACAGUCGGAGGAACACAGAACCGACGCUUUAACUUCAAAGACUCCAAGUGGAUUUUCUUUGUCUAUGCCCAGAGCACUGGCUUCAGGCGAGAGAGAGCCCUCGUGUGGAGAAACCCCUCAGCAGACUCUCAUCAUUGAGGCCAUUAGCAGUGCAAAACGGAGGAGCAGAUUGAGCGGAAAUAUCUGCAAUAAGAAAGACAUGGAAUCGUGCAAUGGACCGAGCGGAUAUAGUGUCAGUGUCUCCAACUGGCUUUCACGGAAACCAUCCAUACUUAAAGAAUGUUCAUUAACUAGUCCGUAUGAUAUUAGUUAUCUACUCCUACAAUCUUUCAAAUGGUGACUGGAGUCGAGAGUCAUUAUUCCAGUUGUGUUUACAAAGGGUCAUUCCAAGCACUGGAAGUACCGUCGAUGUUUAAUUGCAUCCCAAGUAG